Messenger RNA from Penicillium coprophilum, 642 nucleotides. Its product is annotated as DUF4149 domain-containing protein. The record is from RefSeq and is a predicted model, not a curated record. The transcript has 5 exons. Lineage: Eukaryota; Fungi; Ascomycota; Eurotiomycetes; Eurotiales; Aspergillaceae. Bases 1 to 642 code for a protein of 213 amino acids.
AUGACAUCACACGCUGUAUUCGUUGGUGCUCGGUGGUCUCUGCCCACUUCUUUCCCUCGAUGCAACCUCACAUCAACUCUAUCGUCAACUCAACUCUCCCGAUAUUAUAACAUAUACGAAAUCAUGGAUCCUCGCCCCUAUCACAUACUGAGUUACGGUACCCUCCUAGGGACACAGUUCUACCAGUCUUUUGUUGGAGGCUUCGUUGCUUUCCGCGCCCUUCCGCGGCCCCAGUUCUCUAAUCUGCAGACCGCCAUCUUCCCCAUCUACUUCUCACUGCAGACUGCGCUGCCUGUAGUCGUCGCCUUGACCGCUUCCCACGGCGGACAGGUGUUGGGUUUGUCUGGUCUCACUGCACCGAAGAACCGCUUUGACACCCUCUUGCCGAUGGCAACCGUGGCAGUGACCGGGUUGGUGAACAUGUUUGUAUUGCUUCCCAUGACAAGAAAUGUGAUGCGCGAGCGCAAGCAUCAAGAAACCCGUGAUGGAAAGAAGAGCUACGACCCCGCGCCUCACUCUAAGGAAAUGCUGGCCUUGAACAAGAAAUUCGGCCGCGUGCAUGGCAUCUCAAGCUUGGUCAAUUUGGCCAGCCUGAUUGCUACGGUCUGGUACGGUGUCGUGCUAAGUAAGAGACUUGAGUAA